Molecule: messenger RNA, 696 nt
Organism: Rotaria sp. Silwood2
Lineage: Eukaryota; Metazoa; Rotifera; Eurotatoria; Philodinida; Philodinidae
Source: the annotation of a GenBank genome assembly
AUGAAAACCGGUGAUUUAGCACGAUAUAAUUCAGAUGGUGAACUGGUACAUGCUGGACGUGUUGAUUUUCAAAUUAAAAUACGUGGCCAGCGAGUGGAAACAGCGGAGAUUGAAAAUACAAUUAUGAGAUGGUCUCCUGGCAAGAUUUCUAACUGUCUUGUGAUGAAACUUCCACAAAGUGAUGAUCUGCUUGUUGCUUAUAUAGUCUCAAAUGAUUUGAAGCUGAACACUGAAGAUAUUCGAGACUAUUGCAAUAAACACUUGCGCCAAUAUAUGAUUCCAUCUUAUUUCAUCAUCAUGGAUAAAUUUCUGGUUAAUUCAAAUGGAAAAGUCGAUAGAAAACAAUUCCCAUUACCUUCAUUACAAUAUAAUGCGCUAACUAACUCUUCUCGAAGUGAAGACCGAUCAAUGUCGGAAUUAGAAGAGAAAGUACAUCGUCUAUGGUGUUCUACAUUGAGACUUGAUGCCAUUUCUCGUGACAAGAAUUGUUUUGCAUUGGGUGGCUCAUCUCUUUCAUUAAUGCAAUUCUUCAACUAUUAUCAAUUUUACUUGGCUUCAGAUAAGCAACUAAAUGUACUUGAUUUUUUUGCUAAUCCAACUAUCGCUGAACAUGUUCAGCUCUUGUUAAAUAGCAAGACAAAAGCAACCAUUAUUUGGAGUCCUCUACAUCUGGUACAAGGUACGUUAUCUUUAUAA